UUAACCUCCGUUUCAUUUUCCUUUCUUUUCUGUUUUUCCGCCUGCACGAACCUUCCCCUCUUCUCUGAAAAGUAUUGAGAAACAGACUCUUUCAUCAUUGACCUCCCUCUCCUUUCCUUCCUUACAAAAUUAUAUUUCAGGAUAGAAAAGUGAAAAGAAAUCAAUAUUAGAAAAAUAAAGAAAUAGCAAGGAUGGAUGAGAAGAAGGGAGAAAUGAGACCCAAUCAUCAACCACCACCAGCAGCAGGUGGCUCCUCCUCAUCAGCCAAUAGGAACCGUCCACGUAGACGAGCCAACCUAACCCUACCUCUUCCUCAACGUGACCCAUCUCUUGCCGUCCCUCUUCCGCUUCCUCCAACCACCAACUCCGCUCCAUCAACCGCCUCCAACGUUAACGCAACAGCUCACCAAGUCAACUUCUCGGAACUCGACCGGGUCAACCGAAUAGGAAGGGGCACGGGAGGCACCGUUUACAAAGUUGUCCACCGCCCUUCGUCUCGCCCUUAUGCCCUCAAAGUCAUCUAUGGAAACCAUGAAGAAUCCGUCCGCCGUCAGAUCCGUAGGGAGAUCGAGAUCCUCCGUGACGUGGAUCACCCCAACGUCGUCAAAUGCCACGAAAUGUACGAUCACAACGGCGAAAUCCAGGUCCUUUUGGAAUUCAUGGACGGCGGAUCCUUAGAAGGGACCCACAUAUCUCAGGAGUCUAACUUAUCAGAUCUAGCCCGACAAAUCCUCAGCGGUCUAAGCUACCUUCACCGGCGACACAUCGUUCACCGCGACAUAAAACCCUCGAAUCUGUUAAUCAAUUCGAAGAAGAAGGUGAAAAUAGCUGAUUUCGGGGUGAGCCGAAUCUUAGAUCAAACCAUGGACCCAUGUAAUUCAUCGGUGGGGACCAUAGCUUACAUGAGUCCCGAAAGGAUUAACACUGAUUUGAACCAUGGGCUCUACGAUGGUUACGCUGGGGAUAUUUGGAGUUUAGGGGUUAGCAUAUUGGAAUUUUAUUUAGGAAGGUUUCCUUUUGCGGUUGGGAGACAAGGGGAUUGGGCCAGUCUUAUGUGUGCGAUUUGUAUGUCUCAGCCACCGGAGGCGCCGCCCAGUGCUUCCUAUGAGUUUAGGCAUUUUAUAUCGUGUUGUUUGCAGAGGGAACCGGCGAGGAGAUGGACGGCGGCUCGGUUGUUGCAGCAUCCUUUUAUAGUCAGAGGACAACAUCAGGUUGCUCAAAAUCUACAUCAGUUAUUGCCGCCUCCACCUCUUUCUUCUUAGUAGUGUUUGUUUGUUUUCUUCUUUUAUGAAAAAAAAAAAUUUUCUUCUGUAAGUUUUCAUAAAAUGAGGGGUUGGGGGCAAUGUUUUUCCUUCAUUUUUCUUUCAUUUUUCAGUUAAUCAAUCUUGGUCCUUUUAUAAAAGAUAAUCUUUACAAAUUACAGUAUUAGAAAGAAGAAGAAGAAAAAAAAAAAAAAAACUCUGUUAUGACUGGCCUUCCCUGGUUUUGUUUAUUGUUUAUCGUGAUUUUCGUCAGUUUGCUUACAGGCUCUUUAAAUUCUAUUAUUAUUUGCAAGAGUUGCAAUGCAGUUUAGGGGGUUUAGUUAAAAUUUUUGGAAAUGGCUUGAUGAUGUGUAGAUCGAUCUAGAGAAAGUUUAGAUUUAGCCUUGGUAAAGAAUUGUACUAAUCAGAAAAGGGAACGGACGCCUUAUAUUUGUCUGCCUAUUAUCUAUCCUGGAGACCGGAGCACAGGGGUAAAUAUAAAAGGGAAAGUUCCAUAUCUUGGUUUGGAUGCAUAUUAUUCUUUGGAAUUGUUGUGUUGUUUGUUUGGUUACUUUUUUUUUUUCUUUUUUCUGUUGCAAAAAUUGUGCAUCAGUGUACCCGUCUUUUUUGUGAGGACAUUCUUAUUAUACGUCUUGUAAUAGCUGUCUAGGCAAAUGGGAAACCAGGGAUUAUUGGGUGGAAUAUCAGGUUUGUCUUCACCAUUGUUGUUAAUGAUUUUUAAGCUUGUUUCACUUCUGCAAAAAUAUGCUAGGUUUUUUCGCUCACUAUUAGAUUGUCUAAUUGCUAGUUCCUCCGUUGGCCUUUAUUUUUAGCUUUUAUUACUUCACAUGGAAAGUAUCCAUCUGAUUCAAAAGAGUAGAACUUGCAUCAGUAUCUCAAUUUCAAUUCAAACAUGGGUUUGAUUCACACUCCUUGUUAUGGGUUUGAUUCACGCUCCAUGUUAUGAGCAAUAUUUAUAAGAAAAACGGUAAAAACGCGAGUCUUUAUAUAAAGAAAUGCAUUGAGAAAGGGUGGAUGUAUAAAACCUUUCAUCGAGAUGGUGCUCUUUCAACUCUCAAAAACGGAGUUUAUUCAAAACAUGAAUGUCAUGCUUCCUUCGACGGAUGCCAAUAUCUAAAUUUGAUAUUUUUAGAUACUUUUUCAGACCUAUUAUUUUGUUUUUUUGGCUUUUAUUACUUU
Molecule: messenger RNA, 2441 nt
Organism: Durio zibethinus
Lineage: Eukaryota; Viridiplantae; Streptophyta; Magnoliopsida; Malvales; Malvaceae
Product: mitogen-activated protein kinase kinase 5-like
Biological process (GO): protein phosphorylation
Cellular component (GO): cytoplasm
Molecular function (GO): protein serine/threonine kinase activity; ATP binding
Source: RefSeq, a predicted model, not a curated record